GAGAGUGGUUCAUCCGCCGCACUUUGAUAUCUCCGUCUCCACCGAGCUCAUUUAAGGCUUUAACGGACCCGUCGAGGCCUCAAUUUCUCCCACACGACCUGUGCAUUUCCUCGGACCUCUCUCUCGCUCCACUCAAUUUUUCUCUCUACAGUUCCACAAUGCAGUCUUCAAUUUCUCUCUCCACACCUCAGUCUCACUCAUCCCUAACUGCCAUUGCGAGAUCAAAUUACAAGUUCGAACCAUCUUCAAUCGCUCCGUCCUCUAAUAAGCCUUUGAACAUCCGUUUUUGUGGUCUCAGAAGAGAGGCUCUAGCGUUUUCAUUUCCUCAGCCCAAACGGUGUGAGCUUCAGAGAGUUGCUGUUUCAGGACGAGGACGCUCGAAGAAGGUCUCAGCUUCGUUGUCUGACAACGGAGGUCCUCCGAAAUCGUUCGACUACGACCUUGUUAUCAUCGGAGCUGGUGUUGGUGGUCAUGGAGCUGCGUUGCAUGCCGUAGAGAAGGGUCUCAAAACAGCUAUCAUUGAGGGAGAUGUGGUUGGUGGAACCUGCGUAAACAGAGGUUGUGUUCCUUCUAAAGCUCUUCUUGCUGUAAGUGGGAGAAUGCGUGAACUUCAAAAUGAGCAUCACUUGAAGGCUUUGGGUUUGCAGGUUUCAGCUGCUGGGUAUGACAGGCAAGGAGUGGCUGAUCAUGCAAAUAAUCUUGCUUCAAAAAUUCGUAAUAAUUUGACAAAUUCAAUGAAGGCACUUGGUGUGGACAUACUGACAGGAUUUGGCACAGUACUGGGUCCUCAGAAAGUGAAGUAUGGUAAAGUUGGCUUUACUGACAAUGUGAUAACUGCAAAGGAUAUAAUCAUUGCCACUGGUUCUAUUCCUUUUGUUCCUCAAGGCAUCGAAGUUGAUGGGAAGACUGUAAUUACUAGUGAUCAUGCUCUCAAGUUGGAGUUUGUCCCUGACUGGAUAGUGAUUGUUGGAAGUGGUUAUAUUGGGCUUGAAUUCAGUGACGUGUACACAGCACUUGGUAGUGAGGUCACCUUUAUUGAAGCUCUUGAUCAGCUCAUGCCUGGAUUUGAUCCAGAGAUUGGCAAAUUAGCUCAAAGAAUUCUAAUAAAUCCACGAAAAAUUGACUACCAUACUGGUGUCUUUGCAACCAAGAUUACUCCAGCAAAAGAUGGGAAACCAGUCAUCAUCGAGCUUAUUGAUGCCAAGACAAAAGAGCCAAAAGAUACUUUGGAGGUUGAUGCUGCAUUAAUUGCAACGGGAAGGGCUCCAUUUACUAACGGUCUUGGGCUGGAGAAUAUCAAUGUAGUGACACAACGCGGUUUUGUUCCGGUUGAUGAGCGCAUGCGAGUGAUCGAUGCAGAUGGCAACCUGGUUCCUCACUUAUAUUGCAUUGGUGAUGCAAAUGGUAAAAUGAUGCUUGCUCAUGCAGCAAGUGCACAAGGAAUUUCAGUGGUUGAACAAGUCACUGGAAGUGAUCAUGUGCUCAACCAUUUGAGCAUCCCAGCAGCUUGUUUCACCCAUCCUGAAAUCAGUAUGGUUGGAUUGACAGAGCCUCAAGCCAGAGAAAAAGCUGAAAAGGAGGGAUUCGAGAUAAGUAUUGCCAAGACUAGUUUUAAGGCUAAUACGAAGGCCCUGGCAGAAAACGAGGGGGAGGGACUUGCUAAGUUAAUAUACAGAAGUGACAAUGGGGAAAUUCUUGGAGUUCAUAUUUUUGGAUUGCAUGCUGCAGACCUCAUUCAUGAAGCAUCCAAUGCCAUAGCAUUGGGGACACGUGUUCAGGACAUAAAGUUUGCAGUUCAUGCACAUCCAACUUUGUCCGAAGUUCUUGAUGAACUUUUCAAAUCAGCUAAGGUAAAUAAUGCUCAUGUUACUAGUCCCUUUCGUGAACCUGUUGCUGUCUAAAGCGUUGAACACUCCCGGUGUAACAUUUUUUAAGAAAUUUGAAUGUAUUAGGUAGUGUCAAGGGACUGCACAUCAUACAACGAGGGAAAUAAUCAUCCUCCCUGCCACAAAAAGAGAAGGAACAAAAUGUUGAGAGAUAUGCUAAUAGAAUUUUUAAUUGGGUGUGCUUGGGCUUGUUUUUGAAGUCCUCGCCGAGAUGUUGGUAUUGAUCAUCCUCGGAGUUGUUUUUACUGUCCUAAAGGAAGCCAUUUAACAGAGACUGCCAUGAAUUUUAUCUCUAAACAUCAUGAGAAUUGUUGCAAGUUAUUCGUCUCACUUUUUUCUUGAUUUGAAUUGCA
Messenger RNA from Ilex paraguariensis (yerba mate), 2239 nucleotides. The record is from the annotation of a GenBank genome assembly. NCBI's taxonomy places the organism in Eukaryota, Viridiplantae, Streptophyta, Magnoliopsida, Aquifoliales, Aquifoliaceae.